Molecule: messenger RNA, 2374 nt
Organism: Haplochromis burtoni (Burton's mouthbrooder)
Lineage: Eukaryota; Metazoa; Chordata; Actinopteri; Cichliformes; Cichlidae
Gene: plpp1a
Product: phospholipid phosphatase 1a
Exons: 6
Coding region: 601-1449 (282 amino acids)
Biological process (GO): phospholipid dephosphorylation; phospholipid metabolic process; signal transduction
Molecular function (GO): phosphatidate phosphatase activity
Source: RefSeq, a predicted model, not a curated record
CAACAAUCUACCGAUAUUACUUGAACGCACCAUUUUAAAGCUUCAUAUUUCCCCCAGCUUCACGCGGGUACGUGAAGGCAGCAGCGGGCCUUGCGUAGCUGCGAUCUCCUCGGGUCUUCUCGUGUCCGCCACAGGCUCGUGUUUCAUUGGAUACACACAGCGACACGCGGGACAGCUGCGAGCCGAGACUCGCUGUUUGUUUUUAUCACGAAGCUUUUUUUUUAUUAUUCCAAAUCGGCUGUAAAUCCAUCAUGAAGCAUAUGCGGAGUCAUCGGCUGCGCUGCAGUUCACCACCACCGCCCCCACCCAACUACAACAACAUCAACAAACACAGCAGCGGGGCCGGUCUGUGAAUCACACUCGCUUCUUUUGAUAUGCAGCUGCUCUCCUGUGUCCGGGGUGGUCUUUGUGUUUCUUUGGAGGGCGUCGGCUUUUAUUGUGCUUUUUAAACAGCUCGCUGCUGCCUUCCUUUGGCUCUCAUUCAAUCGGAAGGAGCACAGCAGCAGCUACGUCCUGAGGAGGAGCGUCCCCCUGGUGUUUUAUUACGGCAGAAGACCCGGCAGCAGACAGGGACUCAGGAAAGCACAGACAAGAGACAACAUGUUCGACAUGAGAGGGAUCCCCUUUGUCCUAUUAGAUAUAGUCUGUCUGGUUCUGGGAGGUCUGCCUCUGGCAGCCUAUAACCUGGGUAAGAUCCGUCCCUACCAAAGGGGCUUUUUCUGUACAGACGACAGCAUCAAGUACCCUUUCCACAGCAGUACAAUCACCUCCACGGUGCUCUACACUGUGGGCUUCGCCCUGCCCAUUAGCUGUAUGAUUGUUGGCGAGUGUCUUUUAGUUCAUCUAAACCGCAUCAAGUCCAAGUCGUCUUUCGGCAGCUACGUUGCCUGCCUUUACAAAGCCAUCGGCACCUUCGUUUUCGGUGCCGCCAUGAGCCAGUCUCUGACGGACAUCGCCAAGUAUUCAAUCGGCCGGCUUAGGCCGCACUUCCUGGAUUUGUGCAGACCCGACUGGAAACUGAUCAACUGCUCGGCAGGGACUUACAUCGAAGACUUUACCUGCACUGGAGACGCGAAGCAGGUCAACGAGGCCCGGCUCUCGUUCUACUCCGGCCACUCGUCUUUUUCCAUGUACUGCAUGCUCUUCCUCGCUCUCUACCUGCAGGCUCGGCUCCAGGCCGACUGGGCGCGGCUGCUGAGACCGACCAUCCAGUUUUUCCUGAUUGCCGCCUCUGUGUACACCGGACUGUCGAGAGUGUCUGAUUACAAGCAUCACUGGAGCGACGUUCUCACCGGACUCAUACAGGGCGCGCUCAUGGCUCUGCUCGUGGUCUUCUUCGUGUCAGACUUUUUCAAGCCACAAAUGGAGUCCCGUAAAGAGGCAGACAUCCCACACACGACUCUGCAGGAGACGCCAACAAAUGGAAACCACUUUGAAAGCCCUAACUAAGCUAAGUGAGCAGUGGAGGCGACCUCUGCUCUGUCCAAACGCACGCCCGGGAUCCCAGCUCUCUACCUACCAUCUCACGCCAAUUAUCUCUGAUACCCUGCAUGGAUUUACAACGUGAAGUUACUUGAUUGUGCAUUAAGUGCGCCGGUGGACAAAACACAUCCUAGAAAACCCACACUGGCCUGUUCAAUUUCAAGACAGUUUGCUGUCUCGUCCACCACUUCUCCUCGUGGCUGGAGAGAGUUGAGACAACCUGUACAAUCCCUGUAGUUAAGCUGACUGAAGCAGAUGUAGGUUAGGGGCUAGAGGUUCUGAGAGGAUGGAACUCCUUUUUUUUUUUUUUUUUAGCAUGUAUGAAUCUACUGAACCAAUGGAAAGACUUGCCUGCAUGCACCCACUAAAGGGUCUGACCACUGCUGGGAGGGGUGGGGAGGUUGGAAACCUGUGAAUGUAUCUCUGCUUAGUGCUUUUCCUGACCUGGAGUCAGUGUGCUGGAUGAUCUGCUUUAGGGUCAGCUUGGUCUCCAUCCUUCUGACCAUGCUGCCUCAGGUUCAUUGUUAAUUAAAGGGCUGACGGCAAAGCCGAUCCCAGACCAGAGGCUGUCGACACAGCUGCCGACUCCAGGUCAGCGCCGUCUUCCUCUCCAGCUGUCUAACCUGAUGUUCAAAUCAGGAAGUUUGAUUUGUAUCACGAUUGGUUAGAGUGCUGCAGAGUUCAAGUCAUGUGUUGCCUUUGCUGGACUGCUGCUGCUAUUACAGCUUCCUGUGUAACUAAUGUAAACAUAAAUAAAUGGACAGUGUGCUUUUUAUAUAAUCUGUAAGUAAACAAAUCACCCUACAGUCAUUUAUUGAAAUAUGUCAAAUAUGUACAUCACGCUCCCUCAUCUAAAAAAACAAGAAAAAAUAAAGCUGUUUAUUAUAUCGUU